Molecule: messenger RNA, 2459 nt
Organism: Actinia tenebrosa (Australian red waratah sea anemone)
Lineage: Eukaryota; Metazoa; Cnidaria; Anthozoa; Actiniaria; Actiniidae
Product: coatomer subunit delta
Biological process (GO): endoplasmic reticulum to Golgi vesicle-mediated transport; Golgi localization; retrograde vesicle-mediated transport, Golgi to endoplasmic reticulum
Cellular component (GO): COPI vesicle coat
Source: RefSeq, a predicted model, not a curated record
AUGGAUAAACGACAUAGGCCCAUCAUCCAAUCCAGAAACUGAGAGUCUGGGAAGCCUGUGUUCCCACUCGCAAUGCAUGAUGCAAUUUCCCAGAAUGCUGUUCGUCAGCUUUACGACUGUAUUGAGGACGUGGCGGCCAUAGAGAGCAAGAAAAUAUUCACUAAAACAGGCAAAAAAAUAACCUUAAACUAAAGAAGAACGUCUCUUCUCUCCCAAAAUGGUGCUUCUUGCCUCAGCAAUAUGUACAAAAAGUGGAAAAGCAAUUAUCUCUCGUCAAUUCGUUGAAAUGACAAGAUCAAGAAUCGAGGGUCUUCUGGCAGCAUUUCCCAAACUGAUGAAUUCUGGGAACACGACUAAGCAACAUACAUUUGUUGAGACAGAGAGUGUGCGAUAUGUGUAUCAGCCACUUGAAAAACUUUAUAUGCUUCUGAUUACCACAAAACACAGUAAUAUCCUGGAAGAUCUUGAAACACUACGACUCUUCUCCAGAGUGAUUCCAGAGUACUGCCGAGCAAUGGAGGAAUCAGAAAUAGUUGAAAAUGCCUUUUCCUUGAUAUUUGCUUUUGAUGAAAUUGUUGCUCUUGGAUACCGUGAGAAUGUUAACUUGGCACAGAUCAGGACAUUCACAGAAAUGGACAGCCAUGAGGAAAAGGUUUUCCAGGCUGUCAGACAGACACAAGAGAGAGAAGCCAAAGAAGAAAUGAAGAAAAAAGCAAAAGAACUCCAAGCAGCAAGAGUAGCAGCAGCCAAGGGUCGUGGAGGCAAGAUGACCAUGCCAGGAUUUGGUGGGUUUGGUAGUGGUACAUCUAGAUCAGAGAUUUCUGCUGCUAACAUUGAGACAACAGCAGUUAUAGAUACAACACCAGCUCCUAAACCAACCUACCCAACAAGACCUGCUGGUUCUGGUAAGGCUAUGAAGCUUGGUAGUAAAUCCAAAGAUGUGGAUACAUUUGUUGACAAACUACGAUCAGAAGGCACAGAAGUUAUUAGUCACAAACAGAAGUCUGUAGCUAAACCUGCUGCUGCACCAGUCGUCAAUAUGUCAAGUGUACACUUGAAAACAGAGGAAAAGAUAACAUUAACAGCUGGUCGUGAUGGUGGUCUACAGAAUAUGGAAAUCAGAGGACUUGUGGUCCUUAGAAUUAGUAAUAGUGAAGUUGCAAAAAUCAAGCUGGCUGUGGAAAAUAAUGAUGAUAAAGGCUUUCAGCUCCAGACCCAUCCAAAUGUAGACAAGAAGUUGUUUUCAUCUGAGAAUGUUAUUGGACUCAAACAAGCUGGUAAAUCUUUCCCUAUUAACAAUGAUAUUGGUUUGUUAAGAUGGAGAUUACAAACAACUGACGAAAGCCUUAUGCCUUUAUCAAUAAACUGUUGGCCAUCUGAAAACGAUGGACAGUGUGAGGUGAACAUAGAGUAUGAACUGUUACAAGACAACCUUGAACUUAAAGAUGUGGUUAUCUCAAUACCCGUCCCACAUGGUGUUGGUGGUCCAGUUGUUGGUGAAUUAGAUGGAGAAUAUCACUACAACCACAAACAAUCCCAGCUAGAAUGGCAGGUUCCUGUCAUUGAUAUCAGUAACAAGAGCGGUAGUAUGGAAUUUACCAUUGCCGGCCAUCCAGAGGACUUUUUCCCUGUUAAUGUAUCCUUCUUUUCAUCUAAGACGUACUGUGAUGUUAAGGUGACCGAAGUUACAGGUGUUGAAGAUGAAAAACCCAUCAAGUUUUCACAAGAAGUCUCUUUUACUGCAGAAAAAUAUGAAAUUGUAUAAGAAUAAGAAGCAAAUGAAGUAUAAUAAUAUGACCAAUUAUUUGAAAUACAAUGGAUAAACAGAUAGGCUGUACAGAUACUAAACCACCUCAAGUACAAGUAACAUUUACUAUAUACUGUUGUCAUUGUAGAGAAAAUCUGUGAACAGUGACUCAGUGUUGUCAUGUCAACAAGAAAAUUCAAGAACAAUGGCUGUUGCCAUAGUGAUAAGGUGGCUUUUAAGAACUCAUGUAAUUAGUAAAUAUCCUGAUUAGUUCACCCAGUCUUUAAGAAGACUGUUUUUGACGUACAUUAUAAGAUGGACAGCUAGUAGAUGUUUGGUGGGAUGUUAACUUAUAAACUACCCUACUUUAUAAAUCCUAAAAACUAUAAAACUACCUUUAAAUCAACGUACCGCACACGAAUAAACACAAGGAAAUUCUAUUGUGAUCUAUUAAAGUUAUCAAAACUAAUAUGUAUUUGGUCCACAAACACACAUCAACUACUGUAAAUGAAGUUUUAUAAAUUGAUGCUAUCAGGGGUGACGUUACACUGAGGUGCAUUCUGUACUCACUAGGGGAAGGGUAGGUAGGUCGUAAUCAAGAGCUUAGAAUUUAGAUGUGUAAAGUGUUUGUAACCAUAAACAUUAAAUUUUACAGAGGUAAAUUCAUUUAUACUAGAACUGUGUUAGUUAAUAAAUGUUGAUUAUACAUGCC